AUGCCUUUUUUUAUAAAUUCACAAGAAACUAGAAGCCUUGACCGAUCUGAUGGAUAUCGAUAUCUGGGAGUCCUGGAGGAUAAAGGAAGCAAUGUAUUGAAGCGUGAAGUUAUGAAAAAAAUUGCAGAAAAUGUAAAGAAGAGAAUUGAAAGCUUAGUGAACACGAAGCUAAAUGCAGUGAAUUUAUUCAAGGCGAUUAAUGAAUAUUCUCUAUCACUUUACAAUUACUAUAUUGGACUAAUUGACAUUGAGCCACACGAGUUUCAAGCCAUUGAUACCGAAGUUCGAAGGAUUCUAUCUAAUUUACAUGUUCAUCUGAAACCUGCAAAUAAGGAAAGAUUAUAUAUAAGCAGAUCUAAUUUUGGAAGAGGACUUAAUUCAAUUGUCCAUAAAAGUGAAUGCAUGUUAUACCAAUUUUUGACUGAUCUUGAAAGAAAGUCUACAAUGUGUCUCAGAAAGUCUGGAAUCUUGCGGGUCUUGAAAAUAAAGAAAACACAUAUGGCCACUAUCGCAAGAUUUCUUACCUUCAAAUACAAUAUUGAAGAUCCUUCAGAAUUGAAUAUAAACAUAAUCAAGGAGAAUCAACAAAAGAAUCUAAUGAAGAUUAUUAAAUCGAAGAUGUUGCAUUCCGUACUUUUCAAAUGUUGUGAGGAUCAGAAUGUUGACAUCAAUAUGUCUACGGAAUGGCUAGUGAAUGGAAACAACAGUCCGAGAUCAGAACCAAUGUAUUGUAUUAUUCAGGAUCGAAAUAUAUUUUUCAACGAUAAUGGAGGAAUGUGCAAUCAUUGUAAUCAAGCUAAAAAAUCUGUUGAUCACAUGACUACAAGAUGUAGCAGAAUGGUGAACAGUGAUUAUACCAGAAGACAUAAUGAAAUUAUAAGAUGA
Octopus sinensis (East Asian common octopus) is the source of this 885-nucleotide messenger RNA. RefSeq lists its product as uncharacterized. The transcript has a single exon. Lineage: Eukaryota; Metazoa; Mollusca; Cephalopoda; Octopoda; Octopodidae. The record is from RefSeq and is a predicted model, not a curated record. The coding region runs from base 1 to 885 and encodes 294 amino acids.